Messenger RNA from Komagataella phaffii GS115, 423 nucleotides. RefSeq lists its product as hypothetical. NCBI's taxonomy places the organism in Eukaryota, Fungi, Ascomycota, Pichiomycetes, Pichiales, Pichiaceae. The record is from RefSeq and is a predicted model, not a curated record. The transcript has a single exon. The coding region runs from base 1 to 423 and encodes 140 amino acids.
AUGUUAGUACUAAAGUCUAAUUCUGUGCGGAACCAGCUUACUAACGACCCAAAGUUCUUCAUGUUUGGCCUGUUUCUUCCACUACUUUGGCUCUUCAAUGUAGCUAUCAUGUUGACCAUGAUGACCCAAUACAAACAAGCGGCUCAGUACUCUGAGGAAGCCUGUUACUCUGAGCGGGAACGGGAUAAUGAGAUGUUUCAACCUCUCAGGGAAAGUGUUGAUUUGGAAGCGAUUAUAAAAACUGAGGUCCUCGAUUACACUUAUCUGAGAACAGUGAAGCACAGAGAUGAUUCAUCACACACGUACCAUGAUGAGAUCUACAAGCACAUUUCUCGGUACGGCUACAUGUCGUCUCUGGGGUUGAGCAUCUAUCUUGUGUUUGGGAUUGGCCUUUAUCUUGUUCUAUGUCAAUCAAACUACUGA